This is a messenger RNA of Menidia menidia (Atlantic silverside), 10880 nucleotides long. Lineage: Eukaryota; Metazoa; Chordata; Actinopteri; Atheriniformes; Atherinopsidae. The record is from the annotation of a GenBank genome assembly.
GCAUUCCUGCUCUGCACCUCUGUGUGUGUGCCUGUGAAAAGAGAACGAGGGGCCCUCACAGCUAAUUGGCAGGGAGAGUGACAAAGGUGGUCCCCUUCAAAAGAGAAACCCCACAGAUAUGUUAACACAGGAGUGGAGGAGGAGGGGAGUGAGGACCUUCAGGGGUGUUGAAGCCUGCAAAAGACUUUGAGUUUUCUUUUUAAAAGUUCUAUGCUGAGCUAGGGUGACAGUGGUGGCUGCUGAUUUUUAGUGUUGGCUGACUUUGUAAAUGAGGAAAUGUGAAUCGGGUGUUUUUGAGGCAGCAGACGAACCACAAACUGGAUGAAGAUGAAUUAUACGACAGGGAACGAGAGCAUCAUGUCAUACCUUUUACAGUGUGAGACUGACACCAGCCCGAAAGACUUGAACGUGGUGGCCGUUCUUCAUUCAUUCUGGGAGCAGAAGCAGAUGGCUCACCUGAAUGAUAAAUCCAGUGAAUCAGAUGCUUUUGGUGGGCAGUCGGCCAGGCAGGCAGAGCCCGUGCUGCUGUACGAGUCUGCAGCUACUCCCGGACCCCCGUACGUCUGCUACGUCACGCUUCCAGGAGGCAGCUGCUUUGGGAACUAUAAGGUGUGUGACACCCAAGCAGAAGCUCGCAGGGAUGCAGCUCGCGUGGCUCUCAUGAACUCGCUCGUGAACGAGCUUCCAUGUCGACGCAUCAACCCAGAGUUCAUCACACAAAGCCUGCAACAGGCAGCCAGAGAAAGUGCCGUGUCUGUGGACAAUGCGUCUGAUUCAAGUACCAGUUUAGGAACCUACAGUCUCCUGCUGAACUCCUACAUGGGAAAGACUAUGCUUGAGUUCCAGGAGAUGAUGACAAUUUUCCAGCUGCUGCACUGGAACGGGACACUGAAGGCCCUAAGGGAAAGACAGUGCUCUCGACAAAGUGUGAUUGCCUAUUACUCACAGCGGGGGCUUGAUGAGUAUAUGCGAAGCAGCAUGGCUCUGGAUUGGCUCGCACUAGAGCAGAGGUCACCGGGGCUUCUUGGAGCAGAGCUGCAGGUGGCACAGAGGAAGCUGGUGUUGGCCCGCCGUCGAGGCAUAGAACUACGCUUCUACAAGGAAAAGACAGAGAUCCUGAGCUUGGCUCUGAGUCAAGCAUACAUUCACCACUCACCAGAAGCUCUUAAAAUGGAGGCUGUGCGACCAAAGAAGACUAAAACAAAAACCAGCGGAAAGUCACAGCUGGUCAGGAAGCCGAAGCAUUCAGAAGAGGACAAAAAAACCACAGUUCCCUCAGAUGUCUGUGAUGAAGCCUCCAGCUCUUGUUUCAUGGACAUCCCCCUCAGCCUGCCUGAUGUUCCUCCUCCGGCUGCCAAGGACAAGGAGCAGAGUCCCAGUCAGGCCACAGAGACCACAGCACAACCAACACAACUGGCCUCUGUUAAGCAACAGACUCCCUCAGCACAGACCCCGUCUGCAUUAGAUUUAACUCAGACUCUCGAGUCUAGUCUGAAUUUGGCAGCGGUUGCACCACAGUUGGCUGCCAGUCUAACACAAUCGAACAAUGAGGAAGAGGAGGAUGGUGGUGUUAAAGCUCAAGGGAUGGAACUUAAAGUUGCACCACAGGUUAACACUGAUCUGCAGUUAUGGAAUCAGCCUAUUGUUGCACCUCAGUUUGAGAGACCGACUGCCCCUGCAUUGUACCCAUCUCUCCCUACACUGGAGGAGUGCAGCGUGAUACAGUUAUGUGAUGAAGGGGUGAAAAGUUGUGAAAAGGAACCUGCAGUGUUGGCACUUCCUGAGCAGGAAUCUUCUCCCCCAAGUCUGCAGCCUCUGGAGUCAAUAGCUGAGCUGUCAAGAAGCAAAUUGUACCCAGAAUUACCCAAAACAGCUCCAGAGAUGCAGGCAUUCUCACUGGAGCAGCUGAGUGUUUGGGAGCCAGGCGGAGGGCUGCGGGCAUGGCUGGAAGGUGUUGAGAUGUGUGGCGCCCAGUUUUGUGCUCUUGCCAGGCAGGAGAACCAUGAACUUACGGAACUGCUGCAGAACUACUGGCGCUGCCGCCGACAGCUGACCCAGUCACACACGCAGCUGCGCACGCAGUCCUCUGACUGCAAAAGCACACAGAAUCGCCUCUGGAGCUUCAGAGAUGAACAGCUCACACUUCAGGGAGUGUGUGCGGACCAGUCAAAGGUUUGUGGAUACCACCGUUUCCAGCAGGCGGAGUUUAAUGACGCUGUUCUGGCUGAACUGAGGCGAAUGCUUGAAGCGUGCAGUGAGCUUCUCCAUCAGAAAGUGGUGCUGCAUGCCUACACUGCUCUGCUGUCACGCCUGCAGGUGGAGUCAUACCUAUAUCGAUUACUUAAAGAUUACUCUGGUAGACACACGCAACCCUGUUCUCUCCAACCUCUGAAGGAGGCCAUAAGUGUCCUUUUUAGCUUCACACGUAGAGUCCUGGAUGACACACAGUUCCAGACAGACAUCCAUCAAUGGCUGGAGAGACUGGUGGCUGUCUUGCUUCAUGCUGGAGGGUCUGAGGAACACGUUUACCUGCUCUGCCAUCUUUUAUGUUGUCCUGCUGGGGUGGGAAAGUGGGCUGCACCCUUCAUCCAGAUUCAAGUUUUGGGAAACACUUACGGAGUUCAACAUUUCAUGAAGGCACUGGCAAUUUUAAUGUCUCCUGCCAGACACCGUGCAGAGUUUCUGGGUCACAUGAAGCCAUGUGAGAGCCAGAGCUCAACAGCAUCUGGACCUGAUUCUGGGAAUUGGACCCUUGUUGAUGAAGGAGGGGAAGAGGAUGAGGACCCAGAAAGCAGCUGGCUGCUGCUCUAUGAGGAAGAUCUCAUCUCCCUGCUGACUCAGUUCCCAUUCCAGCAGCUCUACUCGCACAUGCUGGGGAUGAGUAAGCUGGGUGUAUAUGAGCCGCAGGCCUGCUCCAGUCAGAAGAUGAUGCGCGUGUUUGGUUUCGCUUCCUCUCUCAUUGAAAUUCUCGCUGUUGGUCUUCAAACCUAUAACAGAGCACGAUAUAGGCAGCUGGUCAAACGAAUAGGACACAUCAUACGAGUAACCGUGUGUUAUGUCAGUGAUCACUGGGCCCAGUAUGUGAGUGUAACCGGUGGGUCCAACUCUCAUGUACACUCUCUGUCUCUGGACAAGCUGCAGCUGGAAUACGAUCAUCUCUUUCUCAGAGCUGUUUUACAUGUUCUCAGAAACAAACGGUUGGGCAUUUGGUUGUUCAUGUCCGAGAUGCCAUAUGGAACUUUGUCCAGCUCUAUGCUGUGGAAGGUCCUUUAUGUUAUGCAGUGUGCAGAGACAGCAGGGCUGGAAACGCUCAGCACUGCCGGUGACACUCAAUCCUGCAUUCAAGCUCUAAGGGAUCCAAAGCAUCAGGAGAGAUUUGAGCAGUGGCUGUGUGAGGUGAACAGCUCUGACGGCAUCUCCCUCCUCACAGCACUAGCACACAUGGCAACACCCACUCAGCACUCUGACCCUGCAUUCAUCACCACCAUAACUCUUCUGAUUUACCAGGUGUCUUAUGUGAGUGUUUCCACCAGAGAAACCUAUUCCAAGGUGGGGAGAGAGUUGCUGGCUGCCAUAGCUACAGCUCAUCCGUAUGUCAUCUCUGUGCUCAUUGAGAGAGUCAGAGAGACCAUAAAGUGUGUAGGAAUGGUUGCACUGUACCUGUGUAAAGAACUUCCUUUGAGUCUGUGGCAGCCAAGGACAGAGGAAAUAUGUGUGAUCGGAGCCUGGUUGCUCCUGCAUCCCUUGUCUGCAGUGGAGAACCGAUUAGCCUGUGUUAUCCUGGAGGGCCUGAACUGGGGUUACACACAGGAGGGCUCUUUGGUCCUGUCAUCGUUGCUGCACCGUGAGGUGGCUCUCCUGGUGGCUGAAGCCUAUCAGAAGUACCUUACAGAUAAACCGUACAGUGGCCUCAUAUCAGAGGGAAUCAAACAGGUGUCUUACCUUGCCAGUGUCCUUCGUUUGGGUGUGUCUCCUGAAGCAUCUUUCAGUCAGUGGGCGUGGCAACUGUUGCUAAGGCUAAAGCUCCAUGGAAAUGCUCAAAACCCCAAAGGAGCCUGGGUGGUGCCCACCAUGGCGUCCAACCCCCCACCAGAGUUGACACAUGCACCUAGCAUGCAUUCUGUGCUCAGGGCUGUAAAAGCAGGCAUCCCUAUUGGAUGCUACCUCUCCAUUGCCAUGACCACAGUGGGACACAGUCUGGAAAACUUUUGUACUGAGGGGGUUGGGCUGUUAAAAAGUCUGAUUCAGGCCCGCCACCUGAGAGCUGCGGUCCAUCUGCUGGAUAAUAUCCUACCACCCACCUACCCCCUAACCUUUUACUUGGUCAACAACUCUCAGUUUGUCAGUUGUGUCCAGUUAUUCUUACAGUGUGACAGCGUUUGUCCUCAAGGGGUGGCACAGCAGGUCACACAUCGAGUAGCUCCACUCCUGACUGGAACCAGUUAUGGAGACAAUGUGCGUCUGCUGAACAGCAUGAUUCAGAGCCACAUCGUGGAAAGUUCUUGGACUGGUCGCGUAGGAGCUGCCGCAGUGCUGGAGUUUUGGGUGGGAAUUCUGACUCAGCAGAACUUGUGGUACCGAGACAAAACAGUCCUGUUCCUCAUGGAUCAGAUUUGCUGUGCUGCCUUCACCCAGCACCAGGAAGAAUGUGUGCAGAAGCUCCUGUACCAGCAGCAUAAGAACGCCCUGGGUUACCAUGGAGAUCGGGGCCUGAUCUCUUCUCUGGUUGGCUGGAUUGCUGGAAAUGCGACACCGUCCUUCAUAGAGGGCCAGUCUCUUAGUGCAGAAGUUUGGUUUGCGUGGCUGGUGCUGAAUAUGGAGGGAACGUUUGAGGAAGAUUCUCAGCUGAGACGUUGUAUGGAGAACGAGCUACUUUCAGACUCUAACAUGACACCAGAUCAAGCCUUAAAGAAGGUGCAGCAGAGGCUGAAAUUGCCGGUAGCCCCAUCUCUGCAGCGACUGCAGGUGUAUCGCUGGGCAAGUCAGGCCAUAGCCACACCACCCGACCACCCCCUCCUUCCCCUCAUUUGGCAGAAGUUCCUGCAGCUUUACCUUAGACAGCCUGGACCAGAGUACGGACUUGCGGCAGCAGGGUGCAUCGGCCGAAGGUUUUUCCAAACCUCUUCUCAGACUGCUUUACUUAAGGACCUCAGGCAGAGAAUACAAGAGGUGUCCGACUUCCACCACGCUGCCAGCCAGGCUCUCAGGGUGCCCCCUCUGCACACACCCACAUCAGACACCCAGGGUGAUGAGAGUCCCGACAACUCCAGACCACCUUACCUCACCUCUCCUCAGCUGCACACAGAGAUGGUCAGGUUGUUUGGUGUGUUUGCUUUGUGGCUGGAUGAUGAGACUCUACAGAGGCAGGAAGUCUAUCUUCCUUCUCUUCCUCCAGAAUAUGAAGCUCACAGAUUGGCACAGGUCAUGCAGCAGCAGAAGGAACUAUGGCUGGAGUAUGUAGACCAGGAACGUCUGCGGUAUGAUGAAAUGGAGGUUUUGUCUCUGUGGGAAAAGGUGCAGAGUGAGCCAACAUUCCUGCUGACCCAGAGCAUGGAUUUCACUGACAACACCAGUCUGAACAAUGCACGAGAACGAAUCCUGUCCAACCUCCAGAAACAUCCAAUUCCUCAUCCACCUCCUGAGCUACAGGAGCUGAAGGUUCCAGUGGCUGAGGUCCCCUCCGCCUGUCUCACAGAUGCUAAAGCUGCAGCUCAACUGCUACAGCAGGAUCUCAGCAUUUUGCAAGAGCAGGCCAGGAUUGCAGUUGCACGUGAAGCCCAGCAGGUGGCAAUGGAGCAGGAGCUGCUGGAGAGCCUUCCUUUGCUGUUUAAGAAUCGACCGGAGCAAGUCAGCAUGGCCCUGGAGUGUAAAGGAAAGGGAGGGCAGCCGUGUCAGGGGCCCGCCAACAUCACAGUCACAUGUGAGCGCGUCCAGAGGCAGGACUCAGUGCACAACCAGAUAACGUCUCUGCGCAGGGACCUGAAGAAGCUUCAGACUGAUUCUAUGGCUCCUCCACCUCAAAGCCUGGCGGAGGCUGCUGUCCACACUGAGAACUUUAUCACGGCUCUUGUAAAUCUGUACAAAGCUCAGAAAUCUCUGGGGGUGCAGCAAGUUGGAGUGUCCGUUUUUUACCAGGUGGUGUCUUUUGUGUGCGAGGACACACUGCGACAUCCCCCUACGCGGCAGUAUCUCUCAUCAUGUGUGGAGAUUCUGGGACAGGUGUUUAUUCAGGGAAAUGCAGAGGAGUGUGGUCGUGUCCUGAAGACCAUCCUGGAGCAGAGGCGACUUUGUCCUCUGGUCUCCCCCUUCUUCACGCCCAACGCAGCACCCGAUCAGCUCGUCUUCCUUUACCAGGACGUGGUGACAUCCCUACACCUUGACAGCGCUGAUGUCAUUUUCAUGCUGCUCACCAAAUUCGAUUUGUCUCUGUGGCUGAAUGAGGCCCAUCCGGUCUUUUCAGAGAGAACUCGCUUGCUAGAGUUGGUACAUGGCGCCCUCUGCGUCUGUGGCCGAGAUCCUGAGCCUGAACUUCUCACACCUUUCCACCUUUUCACAAAGCACUGGACCAUGCUUGUAAGGAACCAUUUCCCAGACCAUUACAGCGACUGCCUACGUCUGCUCAUGAACAGUUCAUCAAAUCAGCUACUGAAUCCAGAGUGCUGGAAAGUGACCCUGCGAGUGCUCGGCUGCCUACCUCCAUCUCGCAGCUCCAAGAGCAAAGCUGAACAAUCCAUCAGCUCAGCAGCCGGACCCCCAGCCUCUUCUCACAGAGCCCCCAUAAGCCUCUCUCCACAGCAGGUGGAUGAAACAAUUGACUGGCUGAGUGACUUCUUCUUGAAGAGUCGUCUCAGUAAGCCAGACCUCCGCAGUUUUGGCCUCUACUCUGCUUGGACUCCAUACAUCGAUCACGUUGUUUCUUUCUGGGAACAUUUGAUUGGUUGCCUAAUCAAUGCACAGUUCAACGGUUGCGCAAGAGAGCCAGUUGGCAGCAGCAAAAUAAUGAAAGCUCUGCAGAACUUACACGGCAAACUAUUGAAGCUAUUUAAGCCAUGGAUCUUUCCUCUGGAUACAAAUGAAGGGGGCAAGUGCUACCCAUGGCUGGAGACAGACGCCAGUGCUGCGGGACGUCUCGUUGGUCUUUACACUCAGCUUACUGACACUCUACAUCACAAAUUCAGAGACCGUCUGCUGCCUGGUCAGAGGGGUGCUCUCUGGCUGUGUAUGAUGCAAUACUGCGAAAGCUGCACCUCUCCCCGCACACCCGAGUACCUGCUGUACCUGUACCACACACAUCUGCACAGCCUCCCCUGGAGACAUCUACACCCAGACACUCAGGUCAUGGAGCAGCUCUUCAAUGUAGAGAGAGGGAGUCCCAAGAGCUGCUUUCUGUUUAUGGGAGAACUGUUGUGUGACGUUAACUGGGUUAGCGUCCUGAGUGACCACUUACAGACACCCCCCAGCUCUGCCACCUAUCCAGCUCUACCAGACAGAUGUUCACAGAAGGAGGUGCACGCCAUGCUGGUCUAUCUGCUGUACAUGCUUGUUUUUUUGGCAAAGGAGGAGCAGCUUCUGAGUAAACAGGACUCCCCUCUGCUCAGUCUGCUGGUUCAGUCCACCUCCCUGGCCUGGCACCAACUGGACCUGUCUUCAUACCAGGGCAUUCUGGGAUAUGUCAGCACCCAUUACCCCCCCUCUCUGCUGCUCAGCGCUGAUUCGGCCCCUCAGCUGCUGUUGAAAUCCCUCCGUGGUGCGGCGGGACUGCAGCCCCGCCCCAGUGAGGCUCCACACCAGGAGGAGACGCUGAAGGCUGGAGCCUACGUGAGCUGGUGUGUGCAAUGUCUGGUGACACUGGAACAAGGAGGUGGCAUCAACCUCAGCGGCCUGGAAGCUCAGCUGGAAAUGCUCCUGGAGAGCGUUGUUACUUUCAACCCACCAGAGGUGGGUUUGGAGCAGAGGCACAUGGCCUUCUGCAGUCUCUUCAGCGACACGCUGGCGUUGCUCAACGGAGUGGGCGUGUCCACCGGUGAGGCGCUGGCCGCUCAUGUCAUCACCUGGCUGGACAGAAAGGGGAGGGGCUUUCCGAUUCUGCCCCUCCUCACCGCCUGCUCCCGCUGCCUCGCCUCUGUCCGACACAUGACGCGUAUUAUGGAGGCAUGCAUCACAGCACACUUCAACCAUGCUGAGGAGGAGACUGUAGGUUGGGGUCCUGUGUUGGCAUCCCUCCAGGUGCCUGAGCUCACAGUGGACGACUUCCUCUCCGAGAGCCAGUCAGGAGGGAGCUUCUUGACACUCUAUGCCUUCAUCUUGCAACGCCUCAACACCGAAUACACAGCGGCUAAUGAGAGGAGGACUUUGGGCCUCAUUAAUACAUGGACUACACAGGUGUUCCCCAGUGGUCCAGGGGAUGAAGCUAAACUGUUUCUCUGGUGGCACAAAGCGCUCAGUCUCUCUGUGGAGCAGCUGCAGCCACAGGCAGGCCAGAGCGAAGUGUCGGGAGUGGUCAUGGGUCUGGUGAGGUUGCAAACCAGGCUGCUCCAGCUGGGAGAAGAAAGACUGAACUCCGGGCUCCUGGGAGCUAUAGGUCUUGGGAAGAGAUCUCCCGUUUCUAAUAGGUUCAGGGUGGUGGUUCGGAGUCUGGCCGCUUUCUUGUCCAUCCAAGUGCCAUCAGAGACCGAGCUUCGACUCCAACCCACAUCUGACUUGCAGCUCUCUGCAAAAGCACAACAAAUGUUGGGGAUGUUGGAGGCCAUGCCCAGCAGCAAGCAGUAUGCUGAUUUAGAGGAUACUGUGAAUAAAGCUGUCCAGUUCAUCCGUUACCCAGGACACUGUCUCAAAGAUGGACCUCGGCUGCUGGCCCUGCUAAUCAACUUUCUAUACCCAGACCUCAGAUACCUGCAGGUCAUUCGUUAACUUUGAUUUUAAAGGCCAAAUGUCAGCAAUUAGAAGGACCUUUCACUCUGCUGGCAGAUACAGAGGCGGUAAACACAGGAAACAAAAACUACUGGAGUAAAACAUUUUCCACUCGUGACACAGAAACUCUUGUCUCUAUGGAGAUUCCAUCCACGAGGGCUUUGCAUGACAGAGAUGGACAUUGUGAAAAAUAUGGAUCCUGAAAUCAAAUCAAUCACAUGAUCUAAUCUCUCUCUUUUAGCACUUUAUUUUCUUCUUGUUCGUUUAGGCCUUGUUGCUUUUAAAUACGUUGCCUGUUGGUUUUCAGCUCCACAUAUCCUAGUCAUGAUUAGAAAGAUGGUUAUUAUAUUUAUUGAAGCAGAAUUCAUGAAUCAGAACUCAUCACUUCAGGUCUGAGUUUGCCACCUGCAUGUGGAAUCUAACAGGAAAAAGAUGAAGGGUUCACAGACUAUUUGAAAGAAGCUGAAGGACAGAUCUAAUAGUAGUAUCUUCUUACAAUGAGGUGGGCAGCAUACCAGGAAAACCGGUAGACAGUGUUAAUUAAGUAAUAUAAUUAUCUCGCCAGCAUAAAGCUAGAGUCUGAAAUAUCUCCAUUCUUGGUACUGUGCACAUACACAACAACACAGCAAAUGACUGAGUGAAGUGAUCUUGUUUGGUUAGAGAGCAUUUGAAAUUAUCGUUUAUAUUAAUCCAAAAAUGCUGUUCUUGUGUCUGCCAAAGAUGUUAUUUUCAUCUGCUCCAUUACUUUCUUAAACCACAUACACCACAGGCUCUAGCUGACUCAUUUGAUUCUGUUGUGUCCAUGAAGUGCAGUGUGGGAAAGCGCACACACACACUAUGAUACACCAGGUACACAGUGUGCCACACCAUUUGCUUUCCUUAUAAAGUGCUAUGUGCAGGCUAAGUCAGAUGUCUAAUGUUGCUGGAAUUUCUCAGAGAGGGAGGCGUGAUGCUGUUGCAGCUUGUGUAAAAGAGGACUUUUAUGAACUUGUUUAAGGAUAAAUGCAGAUUUUAGCCUGGAUGCACCACACAUCCUAGGCAGUUUUCAUAUUUGUUUCCUGUUCAACACUUCUGUUGCUUUGUGCCAUCUUAGUAAUAACGGAGCUGCACUUCAGCAGCCCUGGAGCUUGCCUUAUUGCUGGUGUUGCGUAAGAGCCGUAAACGUCAAAAGCUUUUCUUUUUUCUUUAUUUUUUUUUAAACAAACAACUGGUCUGGAAUGGCUCUUUAUGGCUGGUGCAGGAGAGGAGGUACAGAGCAAAGUAAAUAAAGUAGACUGAAAGUUUCCCCUCUGGUCUUUUAUCGGUUUAUUGCAAUGUUGUGAGAACUGUUUACAUGCAGCCCCUGUGACUGAUCUUCGCUCCCAGGACAAGUCAGCUGGAGACACACGAGUGUUAGAUUGAUUUGGUUGAAUGGAGCUUGUUAGGACAUCAAUGACACGAUGCGCUUCAGCCUCAACAACAGAACUAACUGGUGUUACAAUCGGAUUUGGGGGUUAAUGUGACAUUGCUGUUCGAGAAAGGUGUACUGACAAUCAUUAUUUUGGAUUAACAUUGAUUUGCAUCGACACCCUGCUGUUGCAAAACAAGAAACACGUGAUAAGAUGAGAUAAGAUGCUUUCUCAGAAGCGCUUGGGAGGGGGUUCUCAAAAUCCAAUUAUGUGCUUUUGUCUGCAUUUUUAUAUUCCGCUGCCUCAUUUGACACCAACACGUCUGCCAGGGAGAAACCUCUCCUCUGGCAACGGUGGUCUCUAUGGUUACAGGAUGGAUGAGAGAAAGGAGGUGCAAAGGGUGGUGUGAUCUGAAGCUGUGAGACAGGGGUAGUGGGACAUGCUUACAGACAUUAAUCCCUGCCUCCUCUUCGCUCUUAAAAACGGCUUUAGUCUUUUCCUCGAGCAGCUGCCUCUUGCUGAUCAAUCAACCUUCCUUCGUCUGUCGGUUCGGCUAGAAACCCUCCCAAGUGUUCUGUGUCC